Messenger RNA from Monascus purpureus, 4400 nucleotides. The record is from the annotation of a GenBank genome assembly. Lineage: Eukaryota; Fungi; Ascomycota; Eurotiomycetes; Eurotiales; Aspergillaceae.
AAAUUUCCACGCUGCUAUUACUGUAUUCUGGUUGGCGGUUUACAGUGGAUGGUAUUUUGAAGCUGGUCCAUCCUCUCCUGCAGCUGACCUCGAGAAAGAAGCAGAAGAGCGCACAAAGAUGUUUUUGAGCGCCCUUGACGAUGGAGGUCUUGAUUUUAUUCUCGCUAUUUGCUCGGGGGUCAAUAACGAAGAGUGGCGCGAUCCAGCCCGUAGUGAAUUGGUGGCACUAUUGCUGAAAGAGAGCGCCACACUGACCAUAGAACCAGGCGCUUGCUCUCUACACAUGAAGAGAUUGUUGAUGGAGAGUUUUGAAUCAUUCACAGAAUCAUGCGUCGCAAAUAUGCCUGAUGCGGUUCGGAUGCUCAAGUCCGAAGAGGAUUUGCAAAGGCUGGACCAUCUCACUGCUCUGAGAGAUGGCUUGACUUCCAACCUACACCGCGGUUUGGUGGAAGCUCGGACUCAUCUCGAGUCCUUUUUGAUAAUCAUAGCUUUCGCUUUUGAAGGUCGACAAGAUGCCGCGCAAGAAUUUUGGGCAGACCAUGAUAGCAAUCUUUACGGCUUCCUGCAGUGGGCUUCGAAAAGACAAACCGUCCCAAGGGUCAGCGCCUUCUGCGAGGUACUAUGCUCCAUAUCCGAAGGAGAAGAAAACGCAAACUCAGCACACAGGUUCUUGUCAGAAGAGGAUAAGUUUAUAUCUUCAAGGUUUAGACGGUCAACUUCGAUGAACUGGACCCAAAUGUUCGCCGAACUUAAGCUGUAUGCGCUCAAAGUGACUGAAAAACCAGUCAUAUCACAAGGGGUCUUGCAUGUCAGGAAAUCAGAGCCAUCUGAAAUGAUCGAACCAGAGAGCCCAGUGAUGUUGUCGUGUUACCUACGAUUGAUGGGACAUUUGUGCGGGCAGAGCGUGGCUGUACGAAAUUGGAUGUUACACCAUCCGACUUUUAACCUCGUGGGCACCUUACUGACAUUAUGCAGUGGCCUAAUCCCAACCCAUUUAAGGGCCACAGCAUUCACCUGUCUCACUGCCUUGAUGCAGGAAAGAACUUCUCAACAUGGCCACGAAAUGUGGUUGUCUAUUGACCAAUGGAUUUCUGGUGGUGCAAUGAGUGCUGCAGGCCUUACGAAGGUGCCCAUAGUUUCUAAUCCUCCUGUGUGGCAUGAGCAACAGGCACUCCAGAAAAUUGGUGAGAGCUUUGACCAGACAAAUGCGUUUGUUGAUUUGAUACACACCCUCGUCUCCCCGGCAAUUGAUUCCGUUAGCCCUUCGCUGCCAUUUCCAGAGUCACUGGGAGCCUCUUAUCGGAAUCCUGGAAUUGAUCCUUAUAUCGACUUUGUUCUUGGUCAGGGCUUGUGUCGGAAAUCUUUAGACUUGAGCGAACACCAGGCUCGCUUGUUAACCUACAACUGUUUGAGCUUUGUCGUCACCUGUUUACGGUCGUUUAACGAAAACUUUGUGACUGUCUUCAGCCAACCCAGUGGGCCUUCUUCUAAAUCCACUUUCAAACCUGCAGGGCUCCCCGUAUAUGUCCGCCUUCACCCAUUCGCGCGCGUAGCGGAGUGGCUAUUCAACGAGGAAGUAAUAAAAGCAAUUUUUGCAGCUGCUCACCAGGAAGUAUCUGAGGUUGCAAGAGCUUCCGCGGACUCUAUCUUGGUUCUUUCCCUGCUCAGGAGUAUUCAGGUUAUAGACUUGUUUAUGGACCUUCAAUCAACAUAUUCCAAUAUUGUUCGGCCCCUGAUCAAGUCUUCUGCCUCUAGCGGGAGAAACAACGUUGCAAAUUCAGCGCUUGCUUUCUUUGAAGACAGCAUCCUGACAAACUUGGACAUCGUGCCGCGCUUGUGUCUUUAUUGUGGGACAGGACAUGAGCAGCUAACGUUGGCGUCUGUGACGCUAUUAGAGAAGCUGUCUAGUUCCAGGAGACUCAAUAGGAUGACACCGCUAGACUUGUCAAAAUGGCAAUCUUCGAACAAGAUAGUGGAGGUGUUGAGCACGGAAGUCGAAGUGGAUCGGGUGUCCCGUCCUCUCAUUUCUCAGAUGCAACCCGAUCUGAGGGAGUUGGAACUAGGCUCAGAAUCUGCAGGAUACGUUAUUCGACAAAGCAUUCUCGAACUUCUGAAUAGUUGCCUUAGCACAAUCAGAGAUCGACCUAACGUGGCCCACCUCCUCCUCGGAUUUACAUACGUGGGCAAUACACUCGAUGUGUCCCAGGACGGUUUGUUCGCAAAUCGAAUGUCCUUGCUGCAUGCUAUUAUCGAAUUCUUACAAAACUAUCCUGAUCAGAUGGAAGAUAAUAUUUUGCUGUUGAUGGUACGUCUAAAACGAAUGGCUCUUGAAGUAUUGAGGCAUUUGUGGUCAUCGAAGCUCUCUUCCUACUUUGCUCUCUCCGAAAUGCGCGCCAAUCGCUUUCUUUUCACUUCUAUUUCGAGUCAACCCAUUGUUGGACCGAACAGUCUCUGGGAUGGAUUUUCGAUAAUGGAUGAGCAGUUCUGGGUUUCACCAUCAGCCGCCGGGUUAGCAGAAUUCUUACUCUAUAGAAGUCACUUGUACGAUUACGCUGCGACUGAGAUUCGCGCGGCUGCCAAGCUUGGCUCGCCGACACUUCAGUCCCAGAUUCUAUCUACGCUAUUUGGGAGUACAGCACUGGAGACGGGAGAGACCAUCCUGAACCCAACUAUCUUUGAUCUCUUCGACUUCGCAGAUCUAGAUGUGCGACGGCAGUUUUCUAUGCCAGAGCUCACCUUCCUCAAUAACCUCGAAAUAGACUUAUGCGCAAGACCGCAGGCAGACGGUUCACUGAUCCUUUACAAUAUUAACGAGGCCGAGGGACUUAUAGAAGUGAGGAAAGGAGGUCUGCAGGGGGCAGGCCAACUGCGACCUCAAGAUGAGGAAUCAUUUGAAGCCGAAUCUAUAAAACUGAAGGCGUUCCUCGUCGCAGUCAAUAACAGCCGGACAGUCAAUCUCAAUCGCUUUUUGGCUCUUCGGUCCUGGGCGGAACUUAUUACCACUGUGGUGACCUGUUCGGAUCUUGAUGGCGGGCGCAGAUCAACCUUCAUACUACAUUCAAUCCAGCUGAUUCUCCCUAAGCUUGAAGUUGCGAUCGCGGAAGAUUCGUUAGAGGCCAUCGAACUAGCGCGACUAGCGGAGACUUUGGUCAACAAACUGGGGCCGACAUCCAAAGCGCCUUCUAGCCAAAGCGGAGAUGUGAUAUAUGAGAAACUCUACCAGCUUUUCCAAAUUUGCAUUCGUGGCGUCGUUGUGGCAACCGCAAAUACGGGAUUACGAGAGACUCUCUACAAUAUAUGCUCAUAUUAUGUUGCUCGCAUCACUUCUUCCCCCGACGCUCACGAAAGCACGAGGCUCCAUAGCCAACAGGUCAUCAAGACAGGCGGUCCUCCACUCAUUGAGGCCAUAUGUGACGAUGCAUAUACUGGACAGGAGACAUGCCGAGUAUCUGCACUUCUCUUGCUCAACCUCCUAGCCGUGCUGGAUCGUCAUGAUGAGUCCAUAUUGGCAGAGUUAAUAUCGCAGUCCAAUUAUCUAAAUCUGUUCUUGGAGGCCGUAAGAACGCUUCCUGUUGAACUACGCAAUGCGCAAGCAAGUGACACUCCCCUGCUAUUGUCUUACUAUGGGGCUCUGUUGUCUCUACUACAGCGACUCUGCGAAACCAAGGGUGGGGCAAUUUAUGUUCUCAGGGCUGGCCUAUUUGAAGCCGUACGAGACUCCAAACUGUUUGCUGCUGACCCUGAUAUUGGCAUCGAUAUCGACAAUCCGGACGCCCUGAGGAAAUAUUACGACCUUCUCUUGUCCGUGAUUCGGGUUAUCGUUACUGUGGUUUUUGUUCGCGGACUCCAGAAUGAACAGAUGUUGCAACAGGCGCGAGCCUUUUUAACUGAAAACAGAUCCAGCAUGGUCGGUAUCUUCAAACGCUUUGCAAAGAUUGGCGGUGGAGGAGCAACACCAGAGAUUAAUGAAACGCUCGAUGGCCUAGCCAAGUCCUAUGUGGCGCUUGUUACUGCUACUGGCUUUCUUGAGGUUCGUCUGGCUGGAGAACUGUCUCCUGCUUGGGAUUAUAGCUAAUAUCUCCAACAGUUCGAGGAUAGUGAUAUGAAACAGAAACCGCGACUAGACUUCUUUUCCUAGGCUGGAUGCUGGGGAUGGAUAAGGAGCUCUCGCGGAUGGAUAUUCAUGAACAGGCCAAGAGAGGAAGGCCAGUACAAUAGUAAUGGAACAACAGCUGCAUGCAUUUAAAUCUAGAGUCACUGGCCUUGUUUUCUCUUUUUCUAUUGUGAGCGCUUUGUCUUUCAAUAUAGCAUGACACAUAAUGUCCUGUCCGGCGCUGUAUUAUGCUGCCAGGCUCUCCUAUCAAACUUUCUCUACGAUCCAACGGAUAUUUUAAGUGCCA